Molecule: messenger RNA, 1681 nt
Organism: Trichoderma asperellum CBS 433.97
Lineage: Eukaryota; Fungi; Ascomycota; Sordariomycetes; Hypocreales; Hypocreaceae
Biological process (GO): proteolysis
Molecular function (GO): aspartic-type endopeptidase activity
Source: RefSeq, a predicted model, not a curated record
CAAAAGUUCUCCAAUGGCAUCACAACCAACUGCCCAAUUAGGCUCCCUGAUGAGGCAUUGCUGCAUCGUGAGUUCUGGGGAGAGCGGUGUCAGAUGUCUAUCAUCGUAACCUUAUGUCGUCUCAAGCAUUUUGACCUUCUAUUCUCGUACUGGUUUCCCGAUCAAAAGGACUUUUACGAUAUCUCGUGUCGGAAUUAUCGUGGUGUUUCUUGGCGGGAGUUACUAACGUCGAUCUUUAGGGGAGAUAAAAAAAAAAGGAUAAAUAAGGGUUGACAAUCUCGCCUAAGGAGAAAUUACAAUUCGUCUCUCAUCAGCAUCUCCAGAACUACCAUAGAUCCACUUUCAUUUCAUUCUAUUUAACCAAUUUCUUCCUUCCAAGUCAUUUGGCUUUUCUUCCAUUGUUCAAGCAUACUUCAAGAUGCAGCCCACCACGUCCUUCGGCAGUUUCCUCGUCACCUUCCUGUCUGCCUCUUUGGCAGCAGGUAGUGCCAUUCCUUACAUGGCUCCCCAGCCUGGCUCUUUCGAGAUUAAGAGAACCGCCAACACCGGCUUCACAGGAAAGAAUGGUGCUCUCGCUCUAGCUCGUGCUUACGCCAAGUACGGCGUCCCAGUCUCCGACACUUUGAUCGAGGCUAUCGAGACUAUCAAGUCUGCCCAACUCAUCAAGCGUAGCAGCGGCAAUGCCACCGCCACCCCGGAUGGCGAUGAUCUUGAGUAUCUCGUCCCUGUUCAGAUUGGUACUCCUCCCCAGACUCUCAACCUGGACUUCGACACCGGCAGCUCCGACCUCUGGGUCUUCUCCAGCGAAACCGAUUCUAGCUCUGCUCAGGGCCACAGCAUCUACAACCCGGGUAAGAGCACUUCUGCCCAGAAGCUGGAUGGUGCUACCUGGUCCAUUACCUAUGGAGAUCAGUCUUCCUCCUCCGGUGAUGUCUACACCGAUGUCGUCACUGUUGGCAGCCUGACCGUCAAGUCUCAGGCCGUUGAGUCGGCCCAGAAAGUCUCCGAUCAGUUCGCUCAGGGCAAGAACGAUGGCCUCGUCGGCCUUGCUUUCAGCUCCAUCAACACUGUUAAGCCCACCCAGCAGAAGACCUGGUUCGACAACAUCUCCGGAAGCCUCGAUGCUCCUGUCUUCGUUGCCGAUCUCCGCCACCAGACUCCCGGCAGCUACAUCUUCGGAACCAUCCCCUCCGACGCCAGCAACGUUCUCUACGCUCCCGUCGACAACAGUCAGGGCUUCUGGCAGUUCAGCACCAGCAGCGAUAUUGGUGGAUCCUUCAACGCCAUUGCCGAUACCGGUACCACUCUUCUCCUCGCCAGCGACGACCUCGUCAGCGCUUACUACAAGAACGUUCAGGGUGCCCGCCAGGACCAGCAGCAGGGUGGAUACGUUUUUGACUGCAGCGCCACUCCCCCAGACUUCACCUUCACUGUUGGAGACGGCAAGAUCACCGUCCCCGGUAGCCUGAUCAACUACGCCCCGGCCAGCGGCAGCGAGUGCUUCGGUGGUAUCCAGUCCUCUGGUGGUCUUCCAUUCGCCAUUUUUGGUGAUAUUGCCCUCAAGGCUGCCUACGUCGUCUUUGACAGCGGCAACACCCAGGUCGGUUGGGCUCAGAAGCAGUAAGCGAUGUUUUCUAAUUGUUAGUGUGCGAAAUGGGUUGAAUAUCUCAUCGGAACGUGG